This is a messenger RNA of Lotus japonicus, 4207 nucleotides long. RefSeq lists its product as uncharacterized. The record is from RefSeq and is a predicted model, not a curated record. NCBI's taxonomy places the organism in Eukaryota, Viridiplantae, Streptophyta, Magnoliopsida, Fabales, Fabaceae. The transcript has 10 exons. The coding region runs from base 429 to 3953 and encodes 1174 amino acids.
UUUAAAAUUGCCAACAAAUAUUGACUGACUUGCCCUAUACAAACCAUAUCUUCUUCUAUAUUCGAUUUCCAGUGGCGAUGCGAGAACUGUGUUGGUGGUCGACCCGUCAAUCUACAGAGGAGAAGACAGGGAAGAACAACACAACGAGGAAGAAGAAGAAGAACAUCGCAUGAGAUGAGAUCUACGGACUCUGUUUAUCUUCAACUUUUCAACACCACAUAGCCCCACCAUCUUCCUUUCUAUAACUAGGUUUCACUUUUCACUUUCACUCUCACUCUCACUCUCACUUCACCGAACCACCACCACCAAUUUCGUCUGCAUUGAACCGUCAACCACCGCAAACCGGUGGUGGAACCCGCCGGAGAAUCUGGGUGUUUGAGAUCAGUCUCAUGCGGAGCUGAGUCGGUGGUGCGGUGGUGUCAGCCAAGAUGUUCAGAUGGAGGAAUGACAAGAACAGAGUCAAAGCUGUUUUCAAGCUCCAUUUCCAUGUCACUCAGGUGCUGCAACCUGGGGUGGAUAGUUUGGUGCUUUCUAUUGUUCCAGGUGAUAUUGGAAAGGUAACUACCAGAUUAGAGAAAGCUUUGGUUCGUGGAGGAGUUUGUAGAUGGGAGAAUCCUGUGUAUGAAACAGUCAAGUUCAUUCAGGAUCCUAAGACUGGGAAAUUCAGUGAGAGAGUGUAUUAUUUUGUGGUUUCAACGGGGUUAUCAAAAGGUAGCUCAUUUGGGGAAGUUUCUGUGGAUUUUGCUAGUUAUGCAGAUGCUACUAAGCUCUCCUCUGUCUCUCUUCCCAUCAAGAAUUCUCAUUCUGAUGCUGUCUUGCAUGUUUCCAUCCAGAGACUACAAGAUAAUAAUGACACAAGAGAGGAAGAGGAAUGUGAAGAUGCUAAACUGAAACCCCAUGAUAGGAGCUUGAGGACCUAUUUAAGCAAUGGAGAUAUAGAUGGACUCUCUAAGAGUGAUUCUUCUGAAGACGUGUCUGCCAAAGAAAGCACCAAUAGAGUUGAAUUAAGUGCUGAUCGUAGGACAUCUAGUGGAUCAUCUGAAAUUACAUUGUCAAGUUCUGAUGGAAGCUUUGGACUUGAUACUCCCCGAGAACUUGCACUACAAAAUACUAGCAUCCUCCCCAAUGCAAAUGGUUUUCUUUCAGACAUGAGCCACGCUUCCGAGCCUCAAAAACUUGCUGUUAAUGCCUCUCCAUCAUUGUAUGAUGUACAUCAGAGAUCACACUGGGACUGGUCAGCUGGUUCAGAACAUGGUUUGAGUGCGGAUGAUGCAAUUCAUGGUUCUCAGGAUGCCCUUUCGGGAGAAAGAUCCCAUCAGCCAUCCGACAUGGAGAAUGAGAAACUCAAGGCUCAAGUUGCUGCUUUGGCUAGGCAGAUGGAAGUGUCAGACUUGGAACUUCAAACUCUUAGGAAACAAAUUGUAAAGGAAAGUAAAAGAGGUCAAGAGCUCUCAAAGGAAGCCAUCAGCUUGAAAGAGGAACGGGACAAACUCAAGGUAGAAUGCGGAAAUUUAAGGUCUUUCCACAAACGAAUGGAUGAGGCAAAAGCUGGCAACACAUCACAAUUGGAAAGUGUGGAUCUCCGCACUCUUGUUGAAGAAAUUAAACAAGAAUUGAAGUAUGAGAAGGACCUGAACACAAAUCUCCGGCUACAGUUAGAGAAGACGCAGGAUUCAAAUGCUGAAUUAGUUCUCGCUGUGCAGGACCUGGAUGAAAUGUUGGAGCAGAAAAAUAGGGAAAUAUGUGGUCUUUCCAAUAAAAAUGAACAGAGUAAAAGCUCACAUGAUUUAGAGAGAAAUCUCUCUAAUUGUGAAGCAGACGAUGAUGAAGAACAGAAAGAACUGGAAGAGCUUGUUAAGGAGCACAGCAAUGCCAAGGAGACGCACUUACUUGAGCAAAAAAUCUUAGAUCUCUAUGGUGAAAUAGAGAUGUAUAGGAGAGACAAAGAUGAGUUGGAGAUGCAGAUGGAGCAGCUUGCACUGGACUAUGAGAUAUUGAAACAGGAAAACCAUGACAUGGCAUAUAAGCUGGAGCAGAGCGAACUGCAAGAACAGUUAAAUUUGCAGUAUGAAUGCUCUUCUCCUCAUGCUGUAGAUGACAUGGAAACCCAUAUCCAGAGUCUGGAAAAUCAACUCAAGAAACAAUCAGAUGAAUUCUCUAAUUCUCUGGCUACCAUUAAGGACCUUGAAUCCCAAAUCAGCAGAUUAGUGGAACUGGAGAAACAAUCAGAAACCCAUGUCCAGAGUCUCGAAAAUCAACUCAAGAAACAAUCAGAAGAAUUCUCUAAUUCUCUGGCUACCAUUAAGGACCUUGAAUCCCAAAUCAGCAGAUUAGAGGAAUUGGAGAAACAAUCAGAAACCCAUAUCCAGAGUCUGGAAAAUCAACUCAAGAAACAAUCCGAAGAAUUCUCUAAUUCUCUGGCUUCCAUUAAGGUCCUUGAAUCCCAAAUCAGCAUAUUACAGGAGGAACUGGAGAAACAAGCCCAAGGAUUUGAAGCUGAUAUAGAUGAUGUGAUGCGUGAGAAAGUUGAGCAGGAACAAAGAGCCAUCCGAGCCGAGGAAGCUUUGCAAAAGACCAGAUGUAAAAAUGCUAAUACUGCUGAGAGGCUCCAAGAAGAAUUCAAAAGGCUUUCAAUGCAAAUGGCAUCUACGUUUGACGCAAACGAGAAGGCUACCAUGAAGGCAUUCACAGAAGCAAGUGAACUUCGUGGACAUAAAAGACUACUUGAAGGAAUGCUGCAUAAAGUCAAAGAAGAGCUUCAAUCAGUCAAGGUUGAUUAUGAGGUUAAACUGAAUGAACUUUCCAACAAAAUAGAUAUGAUGACAGUUCAAAUACAAGAGAUGAUGUUGGAAAUUGAGGACAAGUCCAAACAACUUGAAAAUCAGAAAACUCACGAAGAACAACUUAGCGGGGAUUUCUCUGAGAAGAUCCAGAUGCUAAAAGCUGAAAAUGGGAAGCUUAAAGCGGAGAUUUCGUGCUUAUCUGCGCAAGUAAAGCAAAAAGAAAUCUUAAGAACUGACUUGGAACUUACGAAAAAAUCACUUGAGGACUCUGAGACCCUGUUACAUAGUAAAAUGGUGGAAAGAAAUGAGCUGGUGACCACAAUCGCUCUAUUGAAGAAGGAGGUAGAAAAGUCACUUGACGAGUUAAAUAGGAUGAUACACCUCAAGAAUGAAGAAGAGAAGGUUGCUGGAGUCUUGCAUUCAGAGAUAGAAGCGCUUAAAGCUCAAUGUAGUGACAUGAAACAAUCCCUUAUCGAGGAUGAGACUGAGAAAGAAAAACUAAGAACGCAAGUUUUGGAGCUAAGUGGUGAGCUAAAGAAAAAGGAUGAUGCAUUAACCAACAUGGAGAAGAGAUACAAGGAUAGUAAUGGAUGCACACAGCUUUCUCAUGGUACUAAAUCAAUUCCUGAGAAUUCAAAAGAAAUGUCAAAUCUCAAGGAGAAAAUACAAAUGCUGGAGGACCUGAUAAAAUCAAAGGAAACUGCAAUGGAAACGUCAGCUUCUUCAUUUUUGGAGAAGGAAAGGGAACUGAAAUCCAAAAUUGAGGAACUGGAGGACAAAGUAGAGGAAUUCAAUCAGAGCAUUGCUUUGCUAGAGGUUGUUGAGGAUAAGAGUGUGCCUGCUUCCAAUGAUACAUCUGGAGAAGUAAGAAGUACAGCUGAUGAGCAUCUCGAUGAUACUACACGUGUUGCAGUUUCAUCAUUCAAGAGUGAUAUAUAUUUGUUAGAGAAUGAAGCCGAAACAUCCUCAAUGAAUCACAACUCUUGUGACAUGCCAACUGAAUUAUCAUCAUUAAAGGAAAGAAAUAACUCAAUGGAGACUGAGCUGAAAGAGUUGCAAGAAAGAUACUCAGAAAUGAGUCUCAAAUUUGCGGAGGUCGAAGGUGAAAGGCAAAAACUUGUUAUGACUGUGCGAAGCCUCAAGAAUGCUCGGAGGAGUAAAAAUGAAUAAGUUGAUGUGUUUGCAAGAGAUGUGCAUUUUCUUCCCUUUUCCUUAGGACUUUUUUCCCUUCUAAACCAUAAAUGUGUGCCAUAAGGGUACCAUUUAGUUACCAAUAGUGCUCUCUUACUACAAUGUUCUUGUUUGAUCUGGUGAUGAUUAGUUCUUUAAUUGUUUUGUUUUUUGGCGCUUGUAUACAUAUUCUUUUGGUGUACCCUUUGAUAGUUAUAUAUAUAUAUAAUACAAAUCAUCAGCCUUUCUUUUAA